AAAACAGCAAGGAGCACUUCAUUCGGUUCUUUAAGUCUUUCGGAAGCAAAACAUCACCAUGUCCUCUACUGGAAUCGCCGUGGGCCUGACUAAGGGUUUCCCUGUCAACAAAAAGCAGGUGGCUCCUCGCCCCGCUUCCCGCAAGGGACGCGCUGGCAAGAAGACUAAACUUGUGCGCGAGAUCGUGCGUGAGGUGGUCGGAUUGAUGCCGUACGAGAAGCGCAUCCUUGACAUGAUCAAGAGUGGCGGUUCGUCGGCUGAGAAGCGUAUCUACAAGUUCUCCAAGAAGCGCCUCGGCACGCACCGUCGUGCUCUGCAGAAGCGCGAGGAGAUGAAGGCGUACUACGCCGCUCUUCGUGCUAAGGCCGCUCACCACGCUUAAGUACCAAGAACCGACAUACUUCCAGGAUUGCGGAGAUGAUGAUUUCGACUUUUUACAGGGUUGGGACGGGCACGGACACCUUCGGCAGUGGUGUGAUGUCCACUUGCCGAUUGCUUUUGUGCAGGUUAAAUAAACCAUGCUGAGGGCAGCACUGCUCUUCGCCCGUUAGCUUGGGCUGCUUCGUCUCCGUGGCUUCAUUAUUCGAAAAUAAAGGAUCGCCAAUCACUGCUUCAAGUCCUGGGCGCGUCACA
Messenger RNA from Phytophthora infestans T30-4, 633 nucleotides. RefSeq lists its product as uncharacterized. Gene Ontology annotation, biological process: cytoplasmic translation. The transcript is spliced from 3 exons. Gene Ontology annotation, cellular component: cytosolic large ribosomal subunit; ribosome. The record is from RefSeq and is a predicted model, not a curated record. Gene Ontology annotation, molecular function: structural constituent of ribosome. Bases 59 to 382 code for a protein of 107 amino acids. NCBI's taxonomy places the organism in Eukaryota, Oomycota, Peronosporomycetes, Peronosporales, Peronosporaceae.